UGUACGCAUGUCACCCUCUGAGAUGUGUCCCUCUUUCCAUUACAGGGAUCUGUAUGAAGAAGUAUAAACAGCUGAAUCAGGCCAUUCAGCAAGCUCGGGACAACGGCCUCCUGUUCUUCCAUACCCCUUUCGUCAGUUUCCGGGGUCAAGAUUACAGUAACCAGCACCCGGCUGUUACCAAAACCCCUCCAUCUCCAGCUGUGCUCAACAAAACCACUUUGUACGACUGGUAUGACUGGCAGCAGCCCCCUGAGAAGAAGAUUGCCCUGAUGAGGAGGAUUUACAAAGACUACUUGAAGGAGGAAAGCGGCCCUCCCUGAGGCUAGUCAGUGACUUUUGACUGGACUGAACAUUCCUUGGAUGUGUGGAAGAUCCUUGUAAAAUCUCUGGAGGCGGUGGGUUGGGGAGCUACUUUGAUUGUUAUUGCCUUUUUUAAAAAAUCCAUCUGGUACUUGGGUUAUCAAUAAAGUCUGCACCCAUUUCAGUGA
Messenger RNA from Sphaerodactylus townsendi, 488 nucleotides. Its product is annotated as 28S ribosomal protein S18b, mitochondrial-like. The transcript has 2 exons. The coding region runs from base 54 to 320 and encodes 88 amino acids. Gene Ontology annotation, biological process: mitochondrial translation. Gene Ontology annotation, cellular component: mitochondrion. The record is from RefSeq and is a predicted model, not a curated record. Gene Ontology annotation, molecular function: structural constituent of ribosome. NCBI's taxonomy places the organism in Eukaryota, Metazoa, Chordata, Lepidosauria, Squamata, Sphaerodactylidae.